UAAAGCUUAUCGCCAUUCGCAGCGAGAAAUGAGCCAGUGCACACGAUGUCGCAAAUACGUGCACUCUGGAUGCGAUCCGGAAGCGGAUCGGACGUUUGUUCAUCGCAAGAAAGACAUGAAUUCCGACUACGAGUAUCUUUGUCCUCCCUGCAAAGUCUCGUCGCCUGUGCCGACCCCCAAAUCGGCCAUCAAACUCGAUCCGCUGUCGGAAAGCAAUCAGGGAUCGGUUAGUCAAGACAAUAUGCAGCAACAGACGACGACGCAUCAGCAGCAGGCCAUGAUUGACGUUGAUGUUCCUGGCACCCCCACCUACUCUGACGAGCUUCAGCAACAACAAAUCCAACAAGAAGAGACGAAACCGUUGGCCGUUGGAGUCGGACAGAAGUUCAUGGCGUCUCAACAGCAGCAGUCUGCUGGUAAAAUCGCCCGGAAGCGGAUGAAUGGUGCGACUGCGACCGAUGGGGGAGGUGGUGGCCGACCCAAAGGAUCGGGCAAAGCCUCGUUAUUUGGAGUCGCUGGAUCCAACAGCGGCGGAGGCGCUGCUUAUAACCGCAAGGCCAACUAGUUGGUCGAUUUCGGACGGAAGAGAGGACCCAAACCAAAGAUGCGGGGCGUUUUCGGUGCCCCUAGAGUCGGUCUCCAACGGCCAGCAGAUGGGACUGGUAGUGGAGGCGGGGCCGGUAAAGGAGUGGCGUCGGGCAGUGUUUUAUCGACUGGUGGUGGAGAAAUUGAAGGGGAGCCCUGCCUGGGGAACAAGUUGAUGCUUUGUUCGUCAUCCGUCAGUUUUGUUUGGAGCAAGACGCUUGUGCCAUGUGCUGUUCUUUCGGUUUGGACCAGGAAGGCCGUCUUAUCUCUUGCGCCCAGUGUGGCCAGUGCUACCAUUCGUUCUGCGCCAACGUCAAGGUCACCAAAGUCAUUUUGCAAAAGGGCUGGCGCUGCCUGGACUGUACGGUGUGUGAAGGGUGUGGCGAGCGUCAUGACGAGGCCCGUCUCCUCCUGUGCGACGAGUGCGACAUCUCCUACCACAUUUACUGCAUGGAUCCGCCGCUGGACUACGUGCCGCAGGGCAAUUGGAAGUGCAAGUGGUGCGCCGUCUGCCAAGUUUGCGGCUCUAACGAGCCGGGCCUCUACGUCAACUGGACUCACCAGGCCAACGGCUCCCUCUGCGGGCCCUGCGCCUCCCUGCGACAUUGCCCGUCAUGCUCCUCGUCCUACAACUGUAAAGGGAUCAUGGAUUUACUCAUUCUUCCGUUUACGGAAUAAUUAAAUUAAAAGCGGUUUAAAUAAAUAAAAAGGAGACGGCUGA
Molecule: messenger RNA, 1306 nt
Organism: Daphnia magna
Lineage: Eukaryota; Metazoa; Arthropoda; Branchiopoda; Diplostraca; Daphniidae
Exons: 2
Coding region: 29-565 (178 amino acids)
Source: RefSeq, a predicted model, not a curated record